Drosophila melanogaster (fruit fly) is the source of this 4339-nucleotide messenger RNA. RefSeq lists its product as uncharacterized. Lineage: Eukaryota; Metazoa; Arthropoda; Insecta; Diptera; Drosophilidae. The record is from RefSeq and is marked reviewed. Bases 260 to 1009 code for a protein of 249 amino acids. The transcript is spliced from 5 exons.
UGUUCGAGGUAUUUUGUUGCUGUGGCUGCGGUCACACUGGUCGUGUUCAUAAAAUAAAAAGGAGAGGGCAAUUUAAGUAACAAUAAUAGAAAUAAACAGCCGACCGACCGAUAACUGAGUCCCAAAAUAAGGCGCACCUAGUAUAGACAAGCAGGCAAACAAGGCGGCUGUGCGGGCGGAGAUCCUUCUUACCGGAGCUGACCUGAACGGAGCGGAGUGGAUUGGAGUGCGGAGCAGUGCAGUGCAGCUGAGCGUGACAAUGGGCGCCUGUGUAUGUCGCAUGAACCCCGACAACGAGACGAUGAGCGUCUCCUCUGCGAGCAUCUCGCGUCCGGCCAGUGCAGGCAUUGCCAUGGGUGCGGCGCGCAAGAACCGACCGCUUUGCCACGAGACUAUCAGGUGGCGGUCCGACGUGCCACUGACCGAGGGUCAGCUGCGGUCCAAGCGGGACGAGUUCUGGGAUACUGCGCCGGCCUUCGACGGUCGCAAGGAGAUCUGGGAUGCGCUACGGGCGGCAACCACCGCGGCCGAGGGUCUUGACUUUCAGAUGGCCCAGGCCAUCCUGGAUGGGGCUAACGUGUCGGUUCCCAAUGGCUACCUUACAGAAUGCUACGAUGAGCUGGGCACCCAGUACAAAGUGCCCAUCUACUGUCUGUCAUAUCCCAUAAAUAUCGUAAAGGAGGAGAACGGGCGCGACUCGCCUGCCGAAUACUCUGAGCCCGUGGAUGGCGGCACCGAUAUCUUCUUGAAGCUGCGCAUAUCAUCGACCAUGACUGAUGUUAAACUACCCGUUUACUCCAAGGACACCGUGGGGCAGUGCAAGAAAAAGCUUCAGGCCGCGGAGGGUGUCGACGCCUGCUGCCAGCGAUGGUUCUACAGCGGAAAACUCCUGGGCGACAAGGUGCCAAUCGACGAGUGCAGCAUACACCAGGGAUAUGUGGUGCAGGUGAUUGUCAACACGGAGCACUACAACCACGACAACAGCACGAGUACAGCGCACGCCAGCUAGCGGCGCAGUCUACUCCCACUAGUCAACAGCAUCAGCAAGGAGCCACAGCAGCAGCCGCAGGAUCAGCAUCAGCAGCAGCAACACGUUUUGGCCAAAGCGGGCAACUUCAUCCGGCGGAGGAGGAUUGUCACAUACUCAGUUCAUGGCACAAGGAACCAUAAGGGGAAUGUACAGAAAAUAGCAGAGCAUCAACGAGUACAACAGCAACAGCAUACUCAUAGCAUUUAUCAAAACAAGCAACAAUUGCAAAUUGUUGCCCUGUCUGCCUUGUUGCUGUUGCUUUUGUUGUGGCUGCUCGCCUUGUUAUGCUUUGUUUAAUAUGUCUAUAUAUAAAAUUUGAAACAAAAGAUCGAAACCGAGUCGCUGAGAAAGGGAAUUCGAAAUGGUGAAUAAGAAUAAGAGUGUGAGAAUGAUAUACAUAAAUCAUACACUUACAUAUAUUUUUUUGAUGAUAAUUACAUGAUAAAACAACUGAUUUAGGCAGUGCAGAAGAUAUAUACAUGUCAACUGUAUAUAAAAGCAGAUAUAUAGCAAAUAGUAACCGAGAUCUUGGCCACUUGUCUUGAAAACUGUAAGUGUGUACAUUUUCAUAAAAACCAACAUAGAAGGCCUCUAUUAACUAAUUGUAAGCAAGUGUUAGAUCAUUUGCCCGAUGUAUAUGUAAUGUAAAAAUAAACGAGAAACGUAGUAUUUGGCCGCAAUGGAAAGCAUGCAACAAACCAUUUUUGAUACUGUACAAAAUGCCAAGCACAAAACUAUGAGAAUGCGAAUCAUAACACACAGAACACACAGAUCGUUAAGCGAAUAACUUGCUCAAAUGUAGUUAACAAGAAAGAAGGGAACACAUCGUGAGGAGGGAGGGCAGUGAAUGCGAGGUGGGGAGUUGGAGAGUUAACCCAAGUACCUUAUAAAUGUAUAUGAUUUAAUUUGCGUUUGGAGUCAAUAACUUAUCUCUGAUGUACAUGAAUUUCUUGUAUAAUUUUUUAAAUAAAUUUGGAUAGUCAAAUGACCGUUUCCAGUGCGCCAGCAUACAGCAUUUACUUCGGCGGUAUGUAAAAUGUGGAUUCCACAUUAAUAACUAUAAUAAUACGAGCACUGAAUUAAUAAGGUCUAAUGUGUUUUACUUCAAACGCUUUCUUUUUUCACGACUUUAAUAUAUUUAAUUUAUAAUUGUUAUAAUAAAUUAGCCAAUUAUUAAGUAAUCCGAUUUUCUUUUGCAUUAUAUAAUCCAAAAUAUGCGUUAUUUAAACAUUUUUCAAUAGCGUACUUUUAAAAUAUCUAUACUUUUCUGUAUUUCUGUAACACACUGUGCGAAAGUGCAAUGCCAAAGUUGAAAUAAAUAUUGAUGGGUGCAGAUGAAACAAUAGAAUACUUAGGUAUUCAGCUGUGCGAAUCGCUUUCAAUGAUUUUAUUGAAACCCAUCAUUAUUUCACUAAUCUUAUGAAAAACUCGUAGUCUAUUUUUAUUCUCGUGCAUCCAUCUUUUGCAGCAAGGUGAGAAACGAGAAGGCAGUAGUAAUAGUCUUAAGAAAAAUAAAGAAAGUACACAUAUUUUUAGUUUAAUUGUGAUUUAACUCUAAGUAAGGAUACCCACCCCUCUGAAACGAUCCACGUUUAGAUUGCUUAUUUUUCCGGCCGUAAGUUGGAACUGCCUGCGGGAAUUCAGCAUAAAGAACAUGUAAUCACUGCGAACAUCCUUCAAAUGUCGCUGCCAAGGACUUCGCCAGAGGGCUUCACCGCACCGCUGGCUGUUCUGAAAAACGAUGUCCGCGAAGUAGCAGAUGAUGAACAGCUCGUAGAGAACUAAGAGCAGGUACUGGCCCAAGGAGACCAUUCGCAUGAAUGAGUUGGCCGCGGUGCUCUUCGUGGAGACGAAGGCUACCAGGCACAUAAGAAAGGUGACUUCGCCAAUCUUCACGAACCAUAUGGGACUGUAGAAACUCUCAAUUUUCUUCAGUGCCGCCACUAUGUAUCGAUGGUGCUGAAUGCACCGCACAAAAGACAGCCUGAAUGCGGAGGAGAAGUCCAUUGAGCUCCCAACUUUUAGAAGUUCUUGCAAAGGUGUCUCCUCCUCCACGGAGUAAGCAUACUGACCUGGCUCGACAUCGGCCGCAGAUUGCUCAGCCUGCAAUUGACUGCAAGAACAGAUUUUAGCCAUUAAAUGAAUUCAAAUAUAUAUUUAAAUUACUUCAGUUCCGUCAUAUUGGCUCCCAUAAGGACAUAGCUGCUGGCUAAUACAUUCUUGAGACUGCAAAAGAGGACAUCGUACUGCCCUGAUAUCAGCACACAAAGCACCAUAUGCAGGCCACUGGAGGAGGCAAAGGAUGCGGCCACUUGGAUCUGUCCCAUCGCCUGGAGAAGGAACACUACCUCAUAGACACCGGGUUGCUGGGAAUUGUGCCGCCAAACUCAGUAUUUCCUGUUCAUAUGUUUGUGUAUGCAUAUUGAGAACUCACUGUAUAGUCAAAGGGAUACCAGCAGGCAAGAGGAAGACUCCUAUCCCGGUAGGCAAUGGGAAGAGCCAGCCAGAAAAUGGUGCCUAUGUAGCAGCAAUACACAUAGGUUUUGAUCCAUAGCUUGGACAUCCGAUAGGAUCCCGCCAUUGUGACGAAACUGAAUCCCACAGCCGAACGUGUCUCGUACUCAUCAUUGAUGUUGGACAGAAUGGUAUUCAACAAACCAGGUCUGAACCUCCGAAAGUAGAGUUUCAUCGCUAUUGUCCACAGAUAAAUAAUGGUUUGUAUCAAACAGUUCACGAAGAAGUCCAAAUCGCCUUGCCCAUAGUUGAUGUAGAUGGUGCAGAUGUACAGGCCAGCUAUGUGUACCGAAACGAAGUAGUUAAAGAGCUCGUAGGUCAAGUCACAGAAUCGCACCAGAACGGCCAGGACUCCAGAUCCAUUCACGUAGUAACCGAAGGGAUACAUGGCCGCUAUACACAUGGUUUGCCUCACGAAUACAAACAGGUCGCGACGCUUGGAGUCGUCCUUAAUCCUUUCUUCCUUGAAUGUGCUCUUCAUUGUGACCAAAAAAUAUUAUUUAGGAGUAACGCUUUUGUCUAACCCUUUUAUGGGUUUUUUCCUUGCCUAAAUGUCUAUAAGCUGUUCAAUUACAUGUUCUCAACUUAGUAAACUUUAAAUUACAUGUUGCAGCAAACAUCGAAAAAAAUAUAUUUUCAUUCUGAUUAUAUGAAUAAAUGAUAAGCUUGGUUGGUAAAACUUCGUUUGAAUAAGAAUACUCCCAAGGAAUUGUUAAUAAUUUAAACGGCCAAGUUUCUGCUUUGAUAUACUGAAUUUUAUUUUACAAAUAAACUAAAUAUACAGACAUACCCAUG